CGAUACUCGGAUGAUCUUCAUCUUGCAUUGAGUUGCAACCUUUUAACAUUCCUCUUUUGUCAUCUCACUUCUGCAUGAAUUGACAGUCCACAAUGUCUGCAAAGGCUAUAUAUGAAGUCAAAGGAAAGGAACUGCUGAACAAAUAUUUGACAGAUGAAGCUGUGAAAAAUAGAUAUGCUGUUGUCACGGAAACUGUAAACUGGGACACAUUGACCACAAACAACCCCUGGCUCCUCACUGAGAAAUUAGUGGUUAAACCAGAUCAGCUGAUCAAGCGACGUGGAAAACUAGGUCUGAUUAAGGCAGGGGUGGAUCUAGAAGGUGUGAAGGAAUGGCUGAAGAACAAACUGGGCAAAGAGUUUGAGAUUGGUGCAGCUAAAGGAAAACUCAAACACUUUGUGAUUGAACCAUUUGUGAAACAUGAACAGAGUGAGGAAUUUUACCUGUGUAUAUAUUCCUCCAGACAUUGUGAUACGAUACUGUUUCAUCAUGAAGGGGGGAUAGACAUUGGUGAUGUAGAUUCAAAGGCAGUAAAACUAGAGAUUCCUGUCCUGGGGGAACUCUCAGACUCUGAUAUAAAAUCCAAACUGUUGUCAAAAGCUCCUACAGUGGCCCAAGAACCCUUGACAAAGUUUAUCAAGGCCCUCUUCACUGAGUACAGAAACUUAUAUUUUACCUACUUAGAAAUUAACCCAUUAGUAUUCACUGGAGGAAGAAUCUACAUUCUUGACCUGGCAGCUAAGAUUGACCAGUGUGCUGAAUACCUCUGUAAAUCUUUGUGGGGAGAUCUGGAAUUUCCUCCACCUUUUGGCAGGGAUGCUCUCCCUGAAGAAGCAUACAUUGCUGAACUAGAUGCUAAGAGUGGAGCAUCUUUAAAACUGACUGUUCUGAACAAAUCUGGUCGAAUCUGGACCAUGGUUGCAGGAGGUGGAGCUUCUGUCAUAUAUGCUGACACAAUUUGUGAUUUGGGAGGAGCAAAGGAGUUAGCCAAUUAUGGUGAGUACUCCGGAGCACCGAGUGAGCAGCAGACUUACGAGUAUGCCAAGACCAUCCUGUCUCUUAUGACAUCAGAGAUCCACCCUGACGGCAAAAUCCUCAUCAUUGGAGGGGGCAUAGCUAACUUCACAAACGUAGCUGCCACAUUUAAGGGCAUUGUUAGAGCUCUAAGAGAAUACCAACAGAAGCUGAUAGAAGGCAAUGUUAGUGUGUAUGUCAGGAGAGCAGGACCAAACUAUCAAGAGGGACUCAGGAUCAUGAGAGAACUGGGAAAUACCUUGGGCAUUCCCAUCCAUGUAUUUGGUCCAGAAACCCAUAUGACAGCCAUUGUCAGCAUGGCUCUGGGGAAGAGAGAAAUUCCAUUAACACCACGUCCCAUGAACACAACAGCCAACUUCCUGUUGCCAACAGGAGGGGCUCCCUCAUUUUACUGUCAGCAGGGGAUGUCUUUGGGGGCCUCUCCGUCAACUAGCAGAAGAGGAUCAGUAAAUGAACCAGCAUCAAAAUCUGAGGUCAAGGUCACAGUCCAAGAUGAAGGUCAAAAGGUCACAUCAAAGUCUGAAAAGACACAGCCCUUAUUUACAGAGAAGACUCAGUGCAUCGUCUGGGGAAUGCAGCAGAGAGCAGUACAGGGGAUGCUGGAUUUUGAUUAUGUCUGCUCCAGACGAGACCCUUCUGUGGUGGCCAUGAUAUAUCCAUUUACGGGAGACCACAAACAGAAGUUUUACUGGGGACAUAAAGAAAUCCUUGUUCCAGUGUACAAGAACAUGGCUGAUGCAAUGAAGAAGCACCCACAGGCAGACGUCCUCAUCAGCUUUGCUUCACUAAGGUCGGCUUUUGAGAGCACCAUGGAAACUAUGAGAUACCCACAGAUUCAUACUAUUGCCAUCAUUGCUGAGGGUAUUCCAGAAAACCUAACAAGACAGAUCAUUAAAGAGGCUGACGAGAAAGGAGUUUUCAUUAUAGGACCUGCAACAGUAGGUGGUGUGAAACCUGGAUGUUUUAAAAUUGGUAACACUGGAGGAAUGUUGGACAAUAUCUUAGCAUCUAAGCUCUUCAGACCUGGGAGUGUUGCAUAUGUAUCUAGAUCAGGAGGCAUGUCCAAUGAAUUAAACAACAUCAUCUCCCUUAAUGCAAAUGGUGUAUAUGAGGGGAUUGCAAUUGGAGGUGACAGAUACCCAGGCACGACUUUCAUGGACCAUAUAUUAAGAUACCAAGAUGACCCAAAAGUCAAAAUGAUUGUAUUACUAGGAGAGGUGGGCGGUACUGAGGAAUAUCACAUCGUGAGCGCUAUGAAGAGUGGACGUAUAAACAAACCUCUGGUCGCCUGGUGUAUAGGAACAUGUGCCAAAAUGUUCACAUCUGAUGUGCAGUUUGGCCAUGCAGGUGCUUGUGCUAAUGCAGAAGCAGAAACAGCCUCAGCUAAAAACCAAGCCUUAACAGACGCAAAGGCUUAUGUUCCCAGAAGUUUUGAUGAACUGGGCACACUCAUCAAAGAAGUUUAUGACAAGCUGGUUGAGAAUGGAACCAUUGUACCUGAACCUGAGAGACCUCCACCUACAGUACCAAUGGACUUCACAUGGGCAAGGGAGCUUGGGUUGAUCAGGAAACCUGCAUCAUUUAUGACCAGUAUCUGUGAUGAGCGGGGACAGGAACUGUUGUAUGCUGGGAUACCAAUCACAGACAUAUUUAAAGAAGAUAUGGGUAUCGGAGGUGUGCUUAGUUUACUGUGGUUUCAGAGAAGGUUACCAAAAUAUGCUACAAAAUUUAUUGAGAUGUGUUUGAUGGUAACAGCUGACCACGGACCUGCUGUGUCAGGGGCACAUAAUACAAUUGUGUGUGCUCGAGCUGGCAAAGACCUGGUCUCCUGUCUGGCCUCUGGUCUUCUCACCAUUGGAGAUAGAUUUGGAGGUGCCCUGGAUGCAGCAGCCAAACAGUUCUCUGAUGCCUAUACCAGUGAUAUGAUACCAAUGGAGUUUGUCAACAAAAUGAGAAAGGAGGGGAAACUUAUCAUGGGGAUAGGUCACAGGGUCAAAUCAAUCAAUAAUCCAGACAUGAGAGUAGUGAUACUUAAGGAGUAUGCCCAGAAGAACUUCCCUGCUACACCUCUGCUGAAUUACGCUAUAGAAGUAGAGAAAAUUACAACUUCUAAGAAACCAAACUUAAUUCUGAAUGUAGAUGGUUUUAUUGGAGUGGCAUUUGUUGAUCUACUGAACAAUUGUGGAUGCUUUACUGGUGAGGAGGCCAGGGAAUUGAUAGAUGUAGGGGCCCUCAAUGGGUUAUUUGUACUUGGUCGUAGCAUGGGAUUCAUUGGCCAUUUCCUUGACCAGAAACGUCUGAAGCAGGGGUUAUACAGGCAUCCUUGGGAUGACAUCUCGUAUGUAAUGCCAGAAACCAUGGGACUAAUGGGAGAAGAUACAGAUAAGAUCUAGAGUCAUCCAGGCCUAAUAUUACCAGGGGAUGAUGUCCAGGGCGAGCCUUGAACGAUCCAAGAUGAUGUGAUCUCACAAGAGGGAGUGAAUAUUCAUUUUAGGGAAUAUAGAUAAAACUAUUGGGGAAAUAAUUCCAAAUCAAGUUAAAUAUUGUAGUUAUAAUCUGUUAAUUUGUUGUGAAAAUAAUCAACAUAUGUGAAAGAUGUGCUAGAAAGUUGUAGGUAGGCUAGGCUGGGAGCAGUAUUUUGUCAUACUGUACAUAACCAUUUACAUGUUUAGUGGAGGAAAUUUGACUUCCUGAAAAAGACAUGCAUUGACUAGAUCAUUUAAGUGGGCACUGCAUAAUUUAUUUCUGUGCAAUAGUGGAUAUCAUUUUGAGUGCUUGGUGUUAGUAGAGGUGUACUUAUUGUUUUAGAAACAAAAUUUCUACUUAUUAUGCAGCAACUAGAUGUCUAAUUUGUAUGAGAACAUAUUUUGUUUUAAAGUUAUUGUGCACAUCUGUUUAUUAUUUCUGUUUUCUUGGUAUUUCACUGCGGCCAUAUAAACAUAUGUCUCAUUUCACAUUUAAUUGCAUUCUGUAUAAAUGCAUGUACAGUCAAACUUGUUGGGACUGAGAAAAAACUUUGAAAUAUCCGAGAGUUCGAGAUAUUGAGUGUAAAAUACUUAAGAAAAAUGUGGUAAGGACUUCCCAAUCACUUCGACAUAUCCAUGGUAUCAAGAUAUCCCUGUUCGAGAUACUGAAGUUCAACUGUAUAUGGAAGUACUUAUUCAUGUAGUUCAUGUCAGAAUGUCUUAUUUAAGUUAACAGUAAGAAUGUUUUUUGUUAUUCAGUUGCCUGUUUUUGUCUAAUAUGAUGCAUUUUCUUAAAAAGUAUUAUUACCUAUUACAAUUAUGUAUUUUAUUAAGUGUAAAAUUUAAUAUUUUAAAAAAAGAAAUUAACCUGAGGGUUUUUUUCCUCAAUUUAUUUACGUGUAACUAAUGUCAGCUGUUAUUGGUUGCUUUGUUGUUUUGGUAAUUUUAAAAGAGGGUGGAUGGAGUUGAAAAUUUUGAAAGUUUAUAUUUACUAUCUAUAUUAGUACAGCAUGCUUGUAAAAAGUCAUUUAUGAACUUAUUUAUUGUUUAUAGGUGUUUUAAAUAGUAAAUUAUUUUCUUACUGAAUCUCCUCUCAUUUGAAAGGUAUAUAUACGUUAUUUUUCAUAGAAAAGUUUGAUUCUAGAAAUUGAUGUCCAUUUGGUGAAUGAGAAUUUUCUUACAUGUAGCUGAAAAACAAAAUCCUUCAGAUCAGAAAUGUCGGUAGAAUAUUUUCAGUUAAAUUGUGUCAUAAUAUCGUGUUGAAAAGAAAUCUGCGUACUACAUGUCACGGUGCGAUAUAAAUGUACAAAGGUCAUGGUGCAAUAUAAAUGUACAUGUGACUUUAACUGUAAAAUUAUGAAUCGCUUUUCAUUUUCAUUUCAGAGAUUUCGUCUUUCUAGAACCUCCAAGUGAAACACAUCCAUUUUGUGCAUAAUCUUACUGGAGACUUGUGAUUUAUUAAUGAUUUGCAUAUCAAAUAUGUCUGCUGAUAAAUAUGAAUAAAGUAAAGCAAUUAAACAAAACGAAAUUA
Molecule: messenger RNA, 5031 nt
Organism: Saccostrea echinata
Lineage: Eukaryota; Metazoa; Mollusca; Bivalvia; Ostreida; Ostreidae
Product: ATP-citrate synthase-like
Exons: 28
Coding region: 93-3428 (1111 amino acids)
Biological process (GO): tricarboxylic acid cycle; fatty acid biosynthetic process; acetyl-CoA biosynthetic process
Cellular component (GO): cytosol
Molecular function (GO): ATP citrate synthase activity
Source: RefSeq, a predicted model, not a curated record